AUGGAAGAGAAAUAUAUCUUGUUCAAGAGAAAACAAUUUAGACUAAGCACUAUACCAACAGGAAGAAACAUAAUAGCACAACUAUUGCUUAUUCAGGCUGUAUACACACAAGUAGAACUAUUAGAAACAAAUAGAAUACAUGAUAUGGUGUUGAGAAAUAACGACAAUGUAGCAAUAAACCCUAAUGGCGAAGUAUCCCCAUUAAAAUUGCACCUAAUGCACAAUUGCGGAUAUAUACAGAAUCUAAGAAAGUACCUGCCAUGGAUAAUAGACGCAGAGUCUAGCCACACUAAAGCAAAUCCACCAAAGCGCAGUAUAUAUUCUCUGUAUCUACUAAAUGGCACACACGCAGAUUCAAACAAAACCAAAUAUUUAAAGGAAUUCAAUCGGCAGCUAGUUAAUAUGUUCCCCUCAGAGGAGGGGCGCCUGUCCAUUGUGUCUGAAAGUUAUGACUCGUUCACUCGGUUUCUGCAAGAGUACACGGAUACCCAAGAUGUUCUCUAUGUUCUGGCCUCUCUAUUCCUUCUCUCUCAGAAUGUGAAAAUCCCGAUUGAAAUAGUGAAUGACCCAGAUAAAGGAAAUAGUUUGGUUCUAAAGAAAAAAGAAAGUAAAACGCCUGAAUUUCGGGUUAAACUGUAUAUGACAAUACUAGAUAAGAAUGGCGCCCCUAUAUACCAGCAGAAAACAGAAGACAUAGUGAACUUCUUCAAGCAUGUUGGGUAUGGAUCUUCUCUAAAGGUGCCAAAGGAGUUUUCCAGAUACUAUAAUAUUAAAGAUCUGUCAGAAGGGAGUUUUCUGUGUAAUCCAAGAUUCCUCAUCCAGUCGUAUAUCUUUGAGUACAUAGACGACAAUUAUAGGUAUAUCGAGUUUGUGUUGGCUAUUUAUGAACUGCUUGAUGAAAAAAUGCCAAUGAACAAGUACUAUCUAAGUCCACUAUCGGAUAAAACGGCAGUAAAUGCAUAUUUCUCAAUGUUCAUGGAAGGCACAGACCGCUCUUCCAUAAAAGUCCCAGAGUACAUCCAAGCAAUAGCCAAUGUUGAGAAGGCAUGUAACGAUUUAUACUCGCAAACACCCGCUGUGCAUAAGGAAGUACUGUCUAUGCACUAUCCGAUUCCUUCUUCGUAUAUCAGAAGAAAAGACAAAAAUAUUGUGACCGAGGACAACUAUAUUGAGCACCUUCUUUUUGACCUGUUUGUCUGCUUUACUUUCAACCAGUAUACAAACAAGCCUACCACAAGCCAUUUACCCAGCCCAUCCAGUCACUUAGUAGAAUUCUUUGAUAAAAACCAGUGCAAAAUACAGAGCGAAGACUCCACACUACGCGGUGACUGGUGCAAGAUGGUUUCAGGCAAUUUGUCUGCUGAAAAUGUUUUUUACACAGAGGAGAAGAACAAAAUUGAGUUUGGGCUGCUAAAUAUGCUAUAUGCCAUAAAGGGGCUGGCUGGUACCAAUAAGGAGCUGGAAGUUGCAAUUAACUGUGUAGAUAGCAUAAUUAAGAGGAAAGGGAUAGAAGAGUCAGAUCAGGCAGAAAUAAAAGAGCGUUUAGAGAAUGUAUUUAAGUCACUCUCGCUAAACAAGAGCAUAAGAGUGGAGUGUGAAAAACUUAAGCUGAUAAAAACAUUUAGUGACAGAGUAGACAUAUUUACAGAUGAAAAUACUUUCAUUGUGGUAUCAUACAGGGAGUAUUCUUUUCAUAGCUAUAGAAUGCUUGAAAUAGAAAUGCCCCACUUUAUUUUUGAUUUUGCAGUUGCACCAACAACACCCUCAGCUCUAAGCACAGUUGAUUUUGGUGCUAUUACCACCCAAUUGCGCAAUACCCCAGUUCCUAAAGCCCAACAAGAUGUCUGUAUUAAAUGGCAUAUUCAGCAGUAUUUGGAUAUUCAAACGAACAGAAUUGCACAUGUAAUGGAAAAAGAAUAUACAUUUACAAAUAAAAUAGCAUUGCUAUUGAAUAGUGGGUACAAUGCUAUUUCUGUUAGUCUACUGCUCUGGGAGAACCUAGAUUAUAUGGAGUAUAGGGCCAAAAUAGUUGAGCUAUUUCUAAUCCACUCUAGUGCAGGCACUCUGGAUAUUACCAACCCCAUGGUGCAGUUUACAUCCAAACUUAUAGACAGCGCGCCACUAGAUGAUCUGAGAGUAAGGAAGAUUAUGCUGCGCGGGUGCCUAUACAACAAGAACUUCGGGCUAUAUUACCCACAGAUUAAGUAUGAUGUAGAAAAAGUGCUAGAGCCAUACAAAGAUUCUGCAAGUGCAGUGUCGUUGAUUGAGAAUCUGUUUUCUCUUGGCAUACCUUCACUAGCCAUUGCUAACUCCUUUGCAUCACUAGCCGCAUUACUAAAUAGUUAUAAAAGCAAUAAGGAGAAAUAUUCCAUCUUUGGAUCAGAACAAGUAUUCAGAAAAAUAAUUAAAAAGCUUUCAGAGAGCACAGAAGACAGUGCAGCUAUAAAAACAGUUCUAAAUACAAUACGAAGCUGUACAGAUGCAACAGGUGAUUACUGCGCAGACAAUAUUUUUAUGGGCUGGCUUUUUUGUAUUGGAUCCUUGAAUGAAAAUAUACCGGUAUUGGUUUUUAAAGCUCUUUAUGAUUACAUAGAGUACAUCAAUCUAACAGAAAAUGUGAAAGUUCUUUUAAGGUCUGGGUAUAUUGAUUUCACAGCCAAGCGCACUGUGUGCCUACUUCUGGAUAACAAAUCAGAAAUAAUGAAGGGAGCGGAGGAUCUUUCUUUUAAAACAGGAAAGUAUCAUAAAAUACUAAGGUUUACUCGAAGUUUCUGCUUAACAGAAUGCCCCUAAAUUGGCUGUGUAUAGUGGACAGGCGAAUAAUAUCUUAUAAACAGCCCCGCACAUCUAUGCAGUUUGCAUUAAAUGGGUCUAUUUAGUCUUUUUUGUGUGCGAUUUGAAAUAAAUA
Messenger RNA from Nematocida parisii ERTm1, 2908 nucleotides. RefSeq lists its product as uncharacterized. Bases 1 to 2793 code for a protein of 930 amino acids. The record is from RefSeq and is a predicted model, not a curated record. The transcript has a single exon. NCBI's taxonomy places the organism in Eukaryota, Fungi, Microsporidia.